This is a messenger RNA of Onychostoma macrolepis, 3228 nucleotides long. It is a transcript of the gene tlr1, whose product is annotated as toll-like receptor 1. Bases 23 to 2413 code for a protein of 796 amino acids. The transcript has 2 exons. Lineage: Eukaryota; Metazoa; Chordata; Actinopteri; Cypriniformes; Cyprinidae. Gene Ontology annotation, molecular function: transmembrane signaling receptor activity; protein binding. Gene Ontology annotation, cellular component: membrane. The record is from RefSeq and is a predicted model, not a curated record. Gene Ontology annotation, biological process: inflammatory response; immune response; toll-like receptor signaling pathway.
CUCAUCUGCAGCAGACGGAAAGAUGAAGCCGUCAGGCUGGUGGCUGCUGUCUGUUUAUGUCACGUGUUUCCACCCGUGUCUCAUUCUGGCCAUUAAGCGGAUCAUAGUGAAUUACUCAUCUCAGAACCUGUCCUCGGUUCCCCCCGGCCUCAAACCGUCAACAGAGGACUUGGAUCUGUCGCUGAAUCGCAUCCAGGCACUGACAGCCAAAGACUUUAUCACAACACCACGACUCCACUUUCUCAAUCUGUCCUGGAAUAUACUGGAGAACAUAGACAUGAAUACGUUUAACGCCACACCAGCUUUGGAGAUCUUGGAUCUAUCGCACAAUAGACUCCAGAACCUCUCGGACCAACCAUUCCUGUUUAAAACGGGACGUCUGCAGCUCUUAGACUUGUCAUCCAACUUGUUUUCCAUCAUGGCACUAGGAAGACAAUUUUCCACCUUGAAACACCUGCAAUGGUUGGGUCUGAGCGCCAAAUCAAUCAGCAACCAAGACUUCACUUACAUCGCCAAUAUUACUCUCAAGACACUCUUUAUUAAUGCAAACGGCCUACAGACGUAUGAGGAGAACAGUCUUACAGAAGUACGCUCCGAGAAAGCCAUCAUCGCCUUGUCCAAAAGCGACCUUGACAUUGCAAUCGCUGUUGAUGUUUUUGCUGCAUUUAAAGAAGUUGAAUUCACUUUGGUGGACAGCGGGAUGAAGGUCAUCCAGCAGAUACGCCGCAGAGGAAUCCUACGCACCGUUAGCUUGGAAAUAUCCAAAGUGAAAACCACCUGGGAAGUUCUAACAAGCUGUGUAAAGACAAUAUUGCAGUCUACAAUCCGACAGCUUUCUUUCUCAGACCUUACAAUGACGAAAAUGGAUGACGGCAUACCGUUGCCCACAAGCCGCAUAUUGGAUUCCUUCUCUACGACUCGAGCAUCCGUAACCGAAUUCAUCUUCAAUCAGAAAGAGCUCUAUGACUUCUUCAUAAAUAUGCCUGCAAGAAACAUCAGUUUAACCCAAACGCCAAUCAUCUUCAUGACCUGUCCUUUGACUGUUAGCCAGAUCGAGGUGUUGGACUUGUCUGAUUGUGCUCUUACGGAAAACGUCUUCUCGAUUGAUCCGGAUACUGAAUGCAGUACAUUGACAAACCUAGUAAAGUUGGUUCUGAAGGGGAACAAUUUGAAACUCCUUAGACCGCUGACCUCAAGAAUCCAUCUCAUGGAUUCGCUUCAAUACAUCGACCUCAGUCAGAACACACUUACCUAUUCGGAGGAACAAGGCAAGUGUGUUUGGCCUCCCAAAGUUGUCCAACUGGAUUUGUCUUCGAAUGGGUUCGAUCAGAGCGUCUUCAAGUGUUUGCCCGAUUCCAUACGGAUCCUAAACCUUCGGAAUAACCGAGUGACCUCAGUACCUUCAGAUCUUCAGGUUUUGGAUGACUUGACGGUCCUUGACCUUAUGGACAACCGUCUUCUAGACCUUCCCACCUGCCAAGCGUUCCCAAACCUGCAGAAGCUCUCUAUAAGAUCCAACUCCGUUCAUUCGCCUUUACCUGAAGCCCUUAAGACUUGUCCGCAUCUUCAAGAUCUGGACUUGAGUCGCAACCCUUUCAUCUGUACAUGUGCUUUGCGUGAAUUCUCUGCUCUCAUCAAAGACCGAGCGACACGUCCGAGAGGAGAAACUCUUGGUUUGACUCUUGGCCACUGGCCGGAAGGAUACCGAUGCAGUUACCCAGAAUCCUGGAGCAACUCCUUACUAGAAGACUUCUACCUUCCUGAGAUCUCCUGCAACGCUUGGAUCCUAGCUAUUACUAUUCUGAUCCCGACAAUCACUUUAAUAGUCGCCGUUAGCCUUCUUUGCAAUCGUCUGGACGUGCCAUGGUACCUCAAGAUGAUCUGGAAAUGGACGCGAGCCAAGCACAACGCAAUAACUUCCCACAGGAAAUCAGAAGACUUGGAAGGGUUGUGCUUCCAUGCAUUCGUAUCGUACAGCCAAAAGAACGCCGACUGGGUCAAAUCUCAAUUUCUUCCCAAGCUCGAAGGCGACUAUAGCUUGCGAGUGUGUCACCACGAGCGCGACUUCAUCCCGGGAAAGACGAUCGUCCAGAACAUUCUCCGAUGCAUCGAGCAGAGCCGAAGGUGCGUCUUUGUGCUCUCCUCUCAUUUCGUCCAGAGCGAAUGGUGCCACUACGAACUCUACUUCGCCAAUCACCAGCGGGUGACGCGAGGGAUGGACAGCAUUAUUCUCAUUCUGCUGGAACCUCUGCCGAUGUAUCUCAUUCCCUCCAAGUACUACCAGCUCAAGUCUAUGAUGUCCAGACGCACAUAUCUGGAGUGGCCACCGGAGGGAGCCAAGCAGAAACUCUUCUGGGCAAAUCUCAGAGCAGCUCUGCAGGCCGACCUUCCCAGUCCGUCAGAGAGAGAAUAGUGAAGAGAGGAAUUUUCUCUAAUCAUUUCUUAGAGAUUGUUGAGCAGAUAUUUAUUUAAAGCAGUGGUUCUCAACCAGAUGACUUUAGCAAACUUCCACAGGGGCCUCAAGAUGGCUUAAAAUGAUUUGAAAUAAGACAAAACAUGCCUAAAAUUAAGAUACUUAUAAUUUUAAUUUACCCCAACUCGGAUAUAAGAGGUGGCUUUUGGACCUGGAAAAUGGAGUUUAUUCUUUUUUUUUAACACAAUGCCAGCUUUAUAUGGCUAUUUCAUGGUGAGUCAAUGUUAUGAUAAAACUAUAUCAGGUAUUUAAAAUCUAUCAUUGCUAAAAACUCCAAACCUGCUUUUGUUUAACCAUGAACAAUUUCUUGCUGGACUAUGGAGAGAUUUCACAUACUAAAUUAAAUAAAUGAAUAUAUAUAUAUAUAUAUAUAAAAUGGAAUUAUUAAAUACUUCAUGGAAUGAUGCAAUAAUUAAAUGAAACUACAAUAAAAUGGAAGCAUAAAUGUUUUUUUUUUUCAUUUUAUAAUUGUUUAAAACAUAAACUAGAUUAAAUUAUCAUGCCUGUUCAUGCUUACAUUUCUUUGCACAUUUAUUUAUUGCAACAUCCCAUGAAGCAAAUAUUCAUUUUAUUAUAUAUUACAUAUUAUAUAUCUUAUAUAUUUAUUCACUUUAGUCUGUUGCAUCACUCCGUACAAGAAAAUCAUGUAAAUUAACAAAAUCUUGGGCAUUUUUGUAAUAAAUAUAAAUUUUUCUGAUUAUAUUCUAAAAAUAUUUUCCAAGCUCUAUCACAAAUGACUGAAAAAGCAUGUAGAU